Messenger RNA from Periconia digitata, 3165 nucleotides. NCBI's taxonomy places the organism in Eukaryota, Fungi, Ascomycota, Dothideomycetes, Pleosporales, Periconiaceae. The record is from the annotation of a GenBank genome assembly.
CCACCGUGCCGAAUUCCCUCCCCACUCCGCUCAGCUCCACGAAGAUCCAUCUGGAUGCCCAAACCUCAUUUUCGCAAGCCUUCUGCCCGCGGGACCUCAUCAUUCCUACGUUACCUCAUCCCACCACAGGCCCGCGCCCACCUCUCCAGACUCCGCCACGAGACCUUCCCCUCGCUUAGACACCGCGCUCAGUCCCGCAUCUACAAAUACAUUGUAUACCGGCAAACCGGCAAGCUACAAAAAAGCCCAGGGCUUCUCCAGCGUCUGCGCGGCAGCACUAGGAAGCUUCUAGGCAGCAACAAUCGCCUCGACCAUGAAGUGCGGCUUCGAAGGCAACGGCUGACGCAAGACUCGAAUAUUGAAGAGAAAAUACCCAGAGCAAUGAGCUACCAAGAAAGCUAUGCGCCUCGAGAACCUGGCUCAAGGAGGCGGAAACUUGCGGGAUAUCUCAAGGCUGCAAACGAAUUGCGCCAGACGUACCAGCAGCAGUAUGCUCCCACCUGGACUAGGAGCGACCAGUCCUAUGAUUAUGGAGAUGAGACACCAGGAGGCUUUCAGGAUGCCGCUGUCGUGCGCAGUGGCGAGGAAGAGAUGAUACUUUUCCCCAGCUAUGCGCGCAAGCACGUAAAACGAAAGCCAGAAGCAGAGCCAGGUACCAUACAAGAAGAACCGGGCGAAGGCCGAGACGUGAGAGAUUCUGCUGGAGCUGGCGAUGCAGAGUUCUGGAAUCAGCAAUGGAACGACUACGAGGACGACAAUGCCAUCGUGGAUGUCGAUGUGCGUGGUUGGAUAUAUUCACCCCACAAGGGACAGAUGUCUAGAAAGCAAAGAAUAUUCAUUGGUCUUGCCCGGCAACUCGUAGGAGUUCAAGCUCCACCCGCAGGCACUCAAUCCUCAAACGCUUCGGAAAGUUCGUGGGGCAGUCGAGACCCGAGCCCGGGAUCUGGUAACCAAGCGCAAAUCCGGCAGGCACAACGAGACGCACAGCAAACCCAAAAGGAGGCUGAGGAGAUACUAAGGAAAGGAGAAAGAGAAGCAGAGGUGGCAGCGAAAGGAGCAUACAGCGAGAACCCUGCUCCACGCGAUACAGACGACACAAGGGAAUAUCGCACCACUGACGGUGCUGAACACCCGCGUCUUCGCCAACUUGCAAAGAGUGCCUCCUCAAGCUCUUUGAGAGUAGACGAGAGAAACUUUCCGAUAGCAAAGCGUGCAUCAUGGAACCAACCUGCGGACAUGAGUCCAUCCGAGCUCGCUGAAGCUAACGCACGGCUCAUGGCCAGAUUGCAACACUUCCUCGCUGUACCCAUGGCCAACACUCCCAUCAGCGUCUUUUUCUACAAUAACGAGAUAUCGAAGCAGCGCACUAUCUACACCAACCCAUCCGGACAUUUCAGUAUUACUGCAGCAUUAGACUUUGUACCUACUAAUGUUCGUGUUCUCGCGUCCGACAGACUGUCAGCCACGGAAUCUGUUGUCGUCACUAAUUCAGCUGGCGUCAGUGUUAUAAGCGACAUCGACGAUACGAUCAAACAUUCUGCCAUUAGUAGCGGAGCUCGUGAAAUCUUUCGCAACGCCUUUAUCCGUGAUCUGGAAGAUCUGACCAUUGACGGUGUCAAGGACUGGUACAACAGAAUGGCAGGGCUAGGCGUCACUUUUCAUUAUGUCUCCAACUCUCCAUGGCAGCUGUACCCUGUCAUCUCCAAAUAUUUCUCACUUGCAGGCUUGCCCGCAGGUUCGUUUCACUUGAAGCAAUAUAGCGGUAUGCUUCAGGGCAUUUUUGAGCCCGUAGCGGAACGAAAGAAGAGUACCAUGGAUAAGAUAGCUCGUGACUUCCCCGAUCGGAAAUUCAUUCUUAUCGGAGAUAGUGGCGAGGCAGAUCUUGAGGUGUAUACAGACUUUGUUCUGGAGAACCCAGGUCGGGUCAUUGCAGUCUUCAUACGAGACGUGACCACGACACAAAAUGCUGGCUUUUUCGACCCCUCGGUUGGACCGAUGCCGCCAGUCAACCAGUCUUCGCCUCCAUCACAGCGUGGGAAUGGUAACUCCACCAACCAGCUCGCGUCUUCCGAUGAUGAUGAUCCUGAAUUCAAAGCCGCUAUUGCAGCGUCGUUGCGCGAUAUGGAAGAGGACGAUCGCAACCGAUCACGAUCGUUAUUUCCUCAACUCGGUGAAGAUCACCCCAGCAGACGGCCUGACUUGCCGUCACGAGCUACUCAAUCUACGACGGCUCCUUCGGUUGUGACAGGCAAUCUGAUAGACCUUUCACCCGAUGACAAUACCGAUGCGGUGCCUCCUAUGCGGCGUGUCAACACAGACACCAAAUCUAUUCCAGGCGAUCAUCGAACAUCAGUGUCUUCUGUGUCGAGUGCCAGGUCAGUACCGCCUCCACCCAAGAAACCAGUAUCAUUGCGAACCUCUUCCGGCGACACUGUGUCUCAGCUAUCUUCUGCUAAGGCUCCGCCUCCGCCUAAACCCCGAAAACCAGCAUCACAGCAAUCAAGCCCUCUCAUACAACAGACCCCAACACCUUCUUCAUCGACUAGACCCCCUUUACCCCCCAAACCGGACUUUGCGAAUCAACAGUCAUACACAGAAAUGGCUCGUGAUAAGCUCGCCUCAGUCUACAAUAGUCUGCCAUCCGCGUCUACCUAUGUCGGUUCUUAUAGGGAUACUGCAGAGCCUACAGAGAAUAGGAAACCAGCCCCGCCGCCACCUCCACCACCUCGCCGUGGGGUCACAGCGUAUCCUGCGCAAGCAGCUUCUUAUGUGGGUUCAAAAGCACAUAGUGCUUGGCAGCAUGCUCCACCAAUACCACACCACAGUACUCGCCCCUCCGCACAAGUACAGCCCUACUCGACGAAUUCCAACCAGAAGCCACUAAAUCGUACCAAUACUAGUUCAUCCCUAAUGUCAAAUGCAGGUGCCGGGCAGGGAUAUGGCGAUGGCGGUCAGAUUUUGAGCAAGAAGGAACAACUUUGGAAAGAGAGAUGGGCACGCGCGGAGCAAGUGCUUGGUGAACAAGGAGUUGCUUUGGUAAGUUGGAGAGUUGGGGGAGACGCUGUAGAAGAGGCAGAGAAACUGCUGAAGAGGCACGCCGAGAAAGAUGAAAACGGUAGUAGUAGUGAGAGGAGCUCAAGAAAUGACGGCCGACCUCGUGUGUGA